AAAUCAAAAACAAUUUUUAACUCGAAGGCUAUAGUUGUUUCGACUUUCGAGUGAAGGGUUCUCAACUCGCAACUGAUUGUUUGAUGAACGUGAGAAAAAAAAAUAUCCGUUGGCGUCUUUACGAAUUCUUCGAGUCGUUAAACCCUUACAACAAAUGCCAAUAUCGAAACAUUUUCAAGUCGUUAAACCCUUUGUAUUGAAAAACCCUAACCAAAACAUACAACAAUGGCUUCUAACGUACAUUCUCGGAUUGUAACCGCUGCCGGAACCUCCGAAACCGAGAUUCCCCUCAUUGCCACCGUAGAAACCGAGCGGAAGGUGGAAGCGGAAGUGAAAGAGGAGAAGCCAGUAGCUGAUCAUCCAACGGUUACGGAGGUAGCUCCGGCUGCAGAAACGACGAUUCCUAAGAAGAAACGACCUGGAUACUGUGUGUUUCGGGUUAUAGUGCCUGUGCAUAAAGUUGAGAGUAUUAUAGGACGGAAUGGAGAUCUAAUCAAGAAGAUGUGCGAAGAGACUAAAGCUAAUAUUCGUGUACUGAAAGGCCCUGUUUCUGACCCUAACCGCAUUGUAGAAAUAUCUAGCAAGGAAGAUAUAGAGGCACCUUUGUCACCUGCAAUGGAUGCUGUGAUAAGAGUAUUUAAAUGUGUUAAUGGAUUUCCAGAAAAUGAGAGUGAUGGUGUUGCCUCCAUUCCAUUUUGUUCAAUUCGACUAUUGCUAACAUCAAUGCAAGCCACGAGUUUGCUUGAGAAGCAAGGAUCUCUUUUAAAGAGAAUACAGGAGAACACGGGUUGUUAUAUUCGCAUUUUAUCUUGUGAUGAAGUAUCAAAAUUAUCCACCAACUCAGAUGAUAGAGUUGUCAAUUUAAAGGGAGAAGGUCUCAAGGUUCUGCAAGCUUUAGAAGCUAUUCUCAAACACCUAUGCAUGUUUUUGGUUGAUCAUACCAUUCUUCCUCUCUAUGAGAAGACUUUAAGACCGGGCCAAGUAGGCUUAAACACGCGUCACAGUAAGAAGCGCCGCCGAAUCGUUGCUGCUGAAGCACCACAUAAAGAAGGGAUGGUGUGUAGCUCUUUGGUUAAAGUACCACCAGAGUUGCCUCAAGUACAACCCGCAACUGCAUGUGUGACAGUAGAGAAUAAAGCUGAUGUACCACCAGAAUUGCCUCAAGUACAACCCGCAACUGCAUGUGAACCUAUAGAGACUAAAACCGAGGUGCUGGUUUCUGUUGAUGAUUCGAACAUGGUUGAAGACCAGGCUUUGACCGGACUGGAACCGGGCGAAAUAACUGAAGAACCUCAAGCAAGGGUACCUCUUGUUCCGCCAUCAUCCAAAAAGUCACCGCCCUCAGCCGCUACUGAAGCACCAGUGGAACCACAGAAAGAACCGAUAAUGUGCAACUCUCUGGUUGAAGUUGAAGUACCACCAGAAUUGCCUAAAGUACAACCUGCAAGUGUAGUGGCAAUAGAGACUAAAAGGAGGAUGUCGGUUUUUGAAGAAGAAAUAUUGAGUGUCUUGAAGAUGAUAGCCCAUAACAUCAACAACAAACCAGAACCUCCUCCAAAACCAACAUUUGAAGAUUGUGAGAAGAAGUUGAAUGAGCUUGGGUGGGCGAAAGAUGAUCCGUUACACUUAGUUGCACUCACCAUUUUUUGUGACGAAAAAGAGAACUAUAGGGAAUUAUGGAUGAAAUUAAACCCGGAGAGGUGUGCUAAUUGGGUUAGAAUUAUUGGACGUAGUAAAAGAUUCACUUAAUUGAAUUAUUUUAUGUUAUGGUUUUGUUGGGAUUUGUAUAAAUGUGAAUAUGAAUCAGUGGAGUAGUAAAGUUAAUAUUUGUUA
Molecule: messenger RNA, 1833 nt
Organism: Lactuca sativa (garden lettuce)
Lineage: Eukaryota; Viridiplantae; Streptophyta; Magnoliopsida; Asterales; Asteraceae
Molecular function (GO): RNA binding
Source: RefSeq, a predicted model, not a curated record